UCAAAUCGAAUUUCAAUCGACAUUUCUGCACAUGGCAUGACUCAUGCGAGACUGCCCAUACAAAUAAGCAGGAACAAUGAAAAAUAAUCAAAAGUAUGCAAAACUGCCCCAAGAUUUGGAUCUGAGCUUUCAAAGUGAUUUAGACUUGCUGCCGGACACAGCAGCUGAUAUCGAUGUCGAUGAGUUCAAUGCGAGUGGAACGCCACCUGCUGGUUUAAUACUAAACGACGACGACGACGACGACGUCGACGCCGGCGACGACGACGACGACGAAGACGACGAAAUUGUCAUUGCAGCGCAGGUUGUGGGCGGCAGCGACGGCAGCGGCGGCGGCGGCGGGGGUCUGCGUUUAGCCACACGUAAGCAGCGCAGGCAGCGCAAGCAGCAAUUCGAACAGAAACUGUACAACAAUAAGAACAAGAUCUGCGGACUGGGCAGCGAUAGUGUUAUCGAGGUGAGUCAACAACUGCAAUCGAUAACAGACACACCAGUGCUGUUAUCGAUACGAUCAAUGAUCAAAUUAGUUUUAGGGGCAAAUAUCUUAAGGGGUUAA
This is a messenger RNA of Drosophila novamexicana, 553 nucleotides long. RefSeq lists its product as uncharacterized. Lineage: Eukaryota; Metazoa; Arthropoda; Insecta; Diptera; Drosophilidae. Bases 77 to 553 code for a protein of 158 amino acids. The transcript has 2 exons. The record is from RefSeq and is a predicted model, not a curated record.